AUGCUAAAAUCAGGUUGCAGACUUUGGACUAGCAAAGUUUUCUUUAGAUACAGAUACUCAUUUGUCAACUUGAGUUAUGGGAACUUUUGUUACCUAGUUCCAGAGUAUGUUGCAUGUGGAAAACUUACUGAAAAAUCAGAUGCUAGCCCUUCGCCAACACAGGCUCUAGAAGGUGGAAGAUUCAGUGAUAUUGUUGAUCCAAGAUUAAAAGACUAUAAUCACUUUGAGAUGGCUCAAGUGAUUUCUUGUGCAGCUGCAAGUGUUCUCGUCUCUGCAAGGCAACAGCCUCAAAUGACUCAGGUAGUACAAGCUCUUCCAGGGAACUUAUCAGCUAAGGAUGUUGUUGUUCUGGUUUGGAGGGUUAAUUUGUUGGAUGAGAGCCCGACAGAGGAGAAGCCCUAUGAUUCCAUCUCCGCUGCGAGAAUCGACAUGUCGUCUUGA
Molecule: messenger RNA, 441 nt
Organism: Spinacia oleracea (spinach)
Lineage: Eukaryota; Viridiplantae; Streptophyta; Magnoliopsida; Caryophyllales; Amaranthaceae
Product: proline-rich receptor-like protein kinase PERK15
Exons: 6
Coding region: 1-441 (146 amino acids)
Source: RefSeq, a predicted model, not a curated record